Clonostachys rhizophaga is the source of this 468-nucleotide messenger RNA. The record is from the annotation of a GenBank genome assembly. Lineage: Eukaryota; Fungi; Ascomycota; Sordariomycetes; Hypocreales; Bionectriaceae.
AUGGUCGCCGCUAUACAGUUGGGCCUCGCUGCCCUAUUCUGGCUCGGCCUCGUCAAGCAGGGUCUGGCUUUGGGCAUCGAUCAAGCCACCGACGAUCUCGACCUUGUCGCGAGAGACUUAUUCGGAAGUCUUGAGAAAACCAAGGCCCAAAUGGCCCUAGCUUCCAAGGGCAAGCGCGAUGUAGAGGAUCUGGAUGGGCGUGACCUCGAGUCUCGGUUGUUAUUUGGGAGUCUCGAGAAAACCAAGGCUCAAAUGGCUCUAGCUGCCAAGGGCAAGCGUGCUUCGGAGGAGCUGGAUGAGCUGGAUGAGCGUGACCUCGAAGGCCGCCUCUAUCUUCCCGACUACCACAAAUACGCACCCAAGAAAGGGCGAAGCCUCCAAGGCCGCCUCUAUCUUCCCGACUAUCAUAAAUAUGCCCCCAAGAAGCAAGGACGAAGCCUUAAAGCGCGCCGUAGUACGCAAAAUUAG